Mixia osmundae IAM 14324 is the source of this 2373-nucleotide messenger RNA. RefSeq lists its product as uncharacterized. Bases 1 to 2373 code for a protein of 790 amino acids. The transcript is spliced from 3 exons. The record is from RefSeq and is a predicted model, not a curated record. Lineage: Eukaryota; Fungi; Basidiomycota; Mixiomycetes; Mixiales; Mixiaceae.
AUGGACGGAUGGCCAGCAGACAGCCCCUCUGUCGGCCUGUCCAACAACAUUGCAAGGCUAUCACUGAGCGGCGUCGGCAAACAAAGGCUCAGAUGGGAUCACAUCAGGACGGAGCUGAACGAUCGUGCGCUGUACGCUCAUGCUCCAGCAAAGGUCUCCGCCGCUUCGAUAGCACAGUUCCCGCCCAUCUCGGCACAGGUUGCCUUGCUGAAUCGCCCAAGAGAUCGACAGAGACUCAUAAACUUUGUCCAAGCUCGCAUCGGUAGUGCGCUCAUCGAGGACGAUCUCCUGGCAGAGUACAUGCUCGAGGAUCAGCUCGAGACCCAGCGGCAGCAAUACAUUACGCCGCAGACUAUAGCCAGCUGGCAAGGCGCGAAUGGCUACAGAGUCAUUGCUUCCCAUGGCGGACCAUCAGGCUCAUCUCUCCGCUUCCUCAACUGGCCUUCGCUUGCAGAAUCAUCCCGGUGUGUCCGGACGAGCCUCGAGCUCAGACUGCCAAUCCGUCGCGUCGUCGUCAACCGUUCAGAACAGCCUACCUUUGCCGUUGUCACUCAUGGUGGUACCUGCUUUGUGUCUGAUCAGGGACCGCCGCGCUACUUGCGACAGAGUGCCACGCUGGGCGGGAUGACACAUGCAGACGCUGCCGUGUCUGCUGCUGAUUCUGGUGAAGCGAUUGUGUUGGCGCUCGAUGGCUCUGCGCAUGCCUGUAACAUCCAGCGGCUGCCUGCGCUUGCUUCAACUGCGCCUUCAAGCGGGAUCGCUACCUUGCUGUGUCGAGCAGACGAGCAGGACGAUUCGGCCAUGCCGACGCGUAGAAUUGCCUAUGCCGACGAACAAAGAGCUCUCAUGCUGUCAGCUUCAAGCCUGCGAACUUACGAUUUGCGUGCUGGUCCCGGCAGUGGCACGAUCCUAUUCGAUGCUGCUGACCAGUGCGGUAAGCUGCAUGACAUGAGUCUAGAUGCAGAUCGGGCUCAAAUCGCAAUCAUGAGCGACCGCAACAUUCUCUGGCUGGAUCAGCGCAUGUCUCGACGUCCCUUGCUCAGCUGCGAGCAUCACAAGGAGCCUACAGCCAUCUGGUCCCUCGUCAAUAUACCCACAGAGCGGCAAGAACAGCAAAAGAUAGCACUCUGGACGCCGGCAAGCCGCCUGAUGACAACCUACCUCGUCGAGCGUACUUCCGAUAUGAUGCUCCAGAUCGACUCGUUACCCAGAGCUAUCGAAGGUGUCAGCACAUCCUUGCUGCGCACAGGCGUUACAACUUUGUCUGACUCAGAUGGCGUGCUUCAUCUCUACGAGAGCUUCAAGGACGGCUCAGUGACCAGAGCUCAAGUAAUCCCGCGCGAUCCGCAUCGCCGCCACAGCGUUCCCGCACCUGUAAACGAUCUGCAUGCUGACACAGAGACCGAACUGGGGAUGCGCAACCUGGCGAGAACGAACGAAGAACGUCGACUUGCCACCCUUGUCAACUUGCGCGGACUGUAUGAAAUCUCGACGGGCAUGUGCGACGAAUGUUAUCUCGAGCCAGAAGAGAGGACCCCGCGAGAGACUUCCGAAAGGAUGGAUCUUCACGCAUAUGGCGGACGUAGUACCUGGUAUGAGCUUGCGAGUCGACUGGAAGCGUCUCAGCAGCCUGCUCUGACGAACUCGGACAGAUUGCAUUCGACGCAGCUGCUCAGCUCGACGUCGUGGGACUGGAGAAGGCAGCUCAAUGAGAACGAGGACGUAGGUGUGCCUCGACCUAUCCCGAUGGCAGCCUCGGAUAGCAGCUCGCUACUGUCUGCAAGCAUUGGCAUAGCUCAAAAGCGUGCGAGACAGGAGAAGGAAACUAGAUCGACUGUGGUCCUCGAUAGAUUAGAGAAGGAUAUCCAACUCGAUCUCGAGCUCUCUGCGCUCGGUGUAACGCCGAUCGCGCCGGAAGGUCCUGCGACGAUAUAUCAAGAGCGCGCUCGGGGCGAGGAAGCGGCGCCCUACCACUUCCGAGCGCUCGUUCCGCGAAUCCCUUCGGAAGAUGAAGACAGCGAUACGUUCGCAGAUCGGCGUCGCAUAGAUGGCUUACUCGCUAGAUCUUUGCUGUCAGAAUGGCAGCCUGGCUCGGCACCUGCCACGCGAGAAGCCAGCGAGGGCAUGCAAGAGGAUCGGAAGCCGACGCGCCCCCUUCGCCGGACGCCUUUGCCUGUUGCGAUUGCAAAGCUGCCAGAUCUGCCGAUAGAGAUGCCGCAGAGCAAUGGUGUCGCAAGCACGCAGAUACCUGAAGAGUCAGCCAGUCAAUUUGCUCAGCUUUCUCAGCAAGCUUCUACGUUGCAGAUAGCGUCUCAAUUCGUACCAGGCAAACACGCUGCGCGACAGCCAAGGAAGAGAGCCAAAGGCUUCUGA